Molecule: messenger RNA, 1889 nt
Organism: Microplitis demolitor
Lineage: Eukaryota; Metazoa; Arthropoda; Insecta; Hymenoptera; Braconidae
Gene: MICU1
Product: calcium uptake protein 1 homolog, mitochondrial
Exons: 9
Coding region: 272-1771 (499 amino acids)
Biological process (GO): mitochondrial calcium ion homeostasis; calcium import into the mitochondrion
Cellular component (GO): uniplex complex
Molecular function (GO): calcium ion binding
Source: RefSeq, a predicted model, not a curated record
UGCAAGGAUCGGAGUUUUUCUGGAACAAUAAAGAAAGUUAAGAACGUAACUAACUGCGGAAGAGCACGUAGUCCCCCAUGACAAGUGCCAGUAGGAACAUGCCAAAAAAUUUGGCGAUAAGUUUAAAAAAAGUUUUAAAUCAAUAAAAUUUAAGUCAAUAAAAAAAUUUAGUGCUACCAAGAUUUCUUGAUCGUUAAUUUAACCCCACAAUUUGGAAAAUAAUUAUUUCUGUAAUUAAUUUUGUCGUUCAAUAAAAAAAUAAAUAAUAAAAAUGAUGUCCAUACAAAGUCGGUACCUGAUAAUAAGCAAAAAUAUAUUUUGCACUCAAUUUGCAAGAUCACGUUACAAUUAUCCCAGUAAAUUUAAUAAUAAGAAUAAUAAUAAUAACAAUAUUCGUCGGGAACAAGUGAUUCCAGUCCGGGAAUUCAAAAAUUUCGGUCAUGGUAUCAACAGAGAUUUGUCUAAAGCUAGAACUAUUUUCCUGGGAAUACUUUUAUUCUCUUUGACUGGACUUUUUAUCAACUACAGACAACUUUUCAAGAAUAUUAAAAAAUCACUCACAGUUGAUGCCGCUGAAAUGUUGAUGGAAGAAAAUGAAGACAAAAAUAAUAAUACAUCUGUCGAGCAAUCGGAGUCAGAGCCCAAGAAGAAAAAGAAGAAACAAAAAAUAGGAUUCCGCGAUCGCAAGAUAAUAGAGUACGAAAAUAGAAUGCGAGCAUAUUCAACACCAGAUAAAAUAUUUCGUUAUUUUGCGACAGUAAAGAUUACGAGUUUGGAAGGUACUGAUAUCUACAUGACACCCGACGAUUUUUUAAGAGCCAUUACACCUGGCAUGCAACAACCAGACGGUUUGGGAUUAGAUCAAUACAAGCGAUUUGACCCGAAGAGUGUCCAUAAUAAAUUGGAAUUAGAAUUAGAUGAAAAUAGUAUCUUCUAUAAACUUGGUAGUGCUGGUUUAAUAAGUUUUUCAGAUUACAUUUUCUUACUGACUGUUCUUUCAACAUCAAGAAGACAUUUUGAAAUCGCAUUUCGCAUGUUCGACUUUAAUGGCGACGGAGACGUUGACUCUGACGAAUUCAGCAAAGUGGCGACUUUGAUAAGACAGCAAACGAGUAUCGGAAAUCGUCACCGCGAUCAUGCCAACACCGGAAAUACUUUCAAAGGCGUGAAUUCCGCAUUGACAACAUACUUUUUCGGAUCUAACAUGGAUCAAAAAUUGACUAUUGAAAAGUUUCUCGACUUUCAAGAACAAUUGCAAAAAGAAAUUUUGAGUCUUGAGUUUGAACGCCGGAAUCCUGAUGCCGAUGGCAAUAUCACGGAAACGGACUUCACUGAACUAUUGUUAGCUUACGCGGGUUAUCCGGAAAAUAAAAGAAUUAAAAUGAUUAAGAGAGUUAAAAAACAAUUCAAAGAUAACCCGCAGGGAGUUAACAAAGAAGACUAUUUGAAAUUUUUUCACUUUUUAAAUAAUAUCAAUGACGUUGACACGGCUUUGACAUUUUAUCAUAUCGCCGGCGCGUCAAUAGAUCAAGCGACUUUAAAACAUGUCGCGCGUACUGUAGCACACGUUGAGUUGAGUGAUCAUGUUAUUCAAGUUGUCUACACUAUUUUUGAUGAAAAUUUGGAUGGGCAGUUGAGUAACCGCGAGUUUGUAGCAGUAAUGAAAAAUCGAGUAUUGAGAGGCUUAGAGAAACCCAAGGACACUGGAUUUGUAAAAUUAAUGCAGUCAAUGAUGAAAUGUGCUAAAAAUAGUUAUUCAUUUGAUAAAUAAAUAAAUUUAAUUAUUUAUAUAUUUAUUUAUUUAUCUAUAAAUUAAUUACUAAUACAUUUAUUAAUGAUUUCUGUAUAUAUCUCAACGUGUGAUAUUCGUAUUAAUAUUUAAUUGUCAA